Molecule: messenger RNA, 5838 nt
Organism: Myodes glareolus (Bank vole)
Lineage: Eukaryota; Metazoa; Chordata; Mammalia; Rodentia; Cricetidae
Source: RefSeq, a predicted model, not a curated record
GACCUGGAGGAGGGCCCUGCGAGUGAUGUCAGGUCACCUCCAGGUUCAUUUUCAUAGCUCCCUGCAGCCUCCGCCUGGGAGUUAUGUUUGGUGACUGAGAGCAGCGCUACCAAAUUGCACCGGGGUUGAUUUGGGGGCUGGGAAUUGGCCAUUCCGCUGUACAGACACUGAUUUUUUUAAAAGCAAGAUUUUAGGUGAUGGGAAGAUCAGAAAGUCAGAUGGAUAUAACUGAUAUCAAUACUCCAAAGCCAAAGAAGAGACAGCGAUGGACUCCCCUGGAGAUCAGCCUGUCUGUCCUUGUCUUGCUGCUGACUGUCAUAGCUGUAACCAUGAUCGCUCUCUAUGCAACCUAUGAUGACGGAGUUUGUAAAUCAUCAGACUGCAUAAAAUCAGCUGCUCGACUGAUCCAGAACAUGGAUGCCUCUGCUGAGCCGUGUACAGACUUCUUCAGAUACGCCUGCGGAGGCUGGUUGAAACGCAACGUCAUUCCCGAGACCAGUUCCCGAUACAGUAAUUUUGACAUUUUAAGAGAUGAGCUAGAAGUCGUUUUGAAAGAUGUCCUUGAAGAACCCAAAACAGAAGACAUAGUGGCAGUGCAGAAGGCCAAAACCUUGUACAGGUCUUGUAUGAAUGAGUCUGCUAUUGAUAACAGAGGCGGACAACCUUUACUCAAACUGUUACCAGACAUAUACGGGUGGCCAGUAGCAUCGGAAAACUGGGAGCAAACUUACGGUACUUCGUGGACUGCUGAGAAAGCUAUUGCACAACUGAAUUCUAAAUAUGGGAAAAAAGUCCUCAUUAAUUUUUUCGUUGGCACUGACGAUAAGAAUUCUACCCACCAUAUAAUUCAUUUUGACCAGCCUCGACUUGGCCUCCCUUCCAGAGACUACUAUGAGUGUACUGAAAUAUAUAAAGAGGCUUGCACAGCCUAUGUGGAUUUUAUGAUUUCUGUGGCCAGACUGAUUCGUCAGGAAGAAGGAUUGUCGAUUGACGAAAACCAGCUCUCUUUGGAAAUGAAUAGAGUUAUGGACUUGGAAAAAGAAAUUGCCAAUGCUACAACUAAACCUGAAGACCGAAAUGACCCAAUGUUGCUUUAUAACAAAAUGACUCUGGCCGAGCUCCAACGUAAUUUUUCUCUAGAGAUUAAUGGGAAGCCAUUCAGCUGGUCAAAUUUCACAAAUGAAAUCAUGUCAACUGUGAACAUUAAUAUUCAAAAUGAGGAAGAAGUGAUUGUUUAUGCUCCAGAAUAUUUAACCAAGCUUAAGCCUAUUCUUACCAAAUAUUCUCCCAGAGAUAUUCAGAAUUUAAUGUCCUGGAGGUUCAUAAUGGAUCUUGUAAGAAGCCUCAGCCGAAACUACAAGGAGUCCAGAAACGCUUUCCGCAAGGCCCUUUAUGGCACUACAUCAGAGACGGCGACGUGGAGACGGUGCGCUAACUAUGUCAACGGGAAUAUGGAGAACGCUGUAGGGAGGCUUUACGUGGAAGCAGCCUUUGCUGGAGAGAGCAAACAUGUGGUUGAAGAUCUGAUUGCACAAAUCCGGGAAGUUUUUAUUCAGACUUUAGAUGACCUUACAUGGAUGGAUGCUGAAACAAAAAAGAAAGCUGAAGAAAAGGCCUUAGCAAUUAAAGAAAGGAUUGGUUAUCCUGAUGACAUCAUUUCCAAUGACAACAAGCUGAAUAACGAGUAUCUUGAGUUGAACUACACGGAAGAUGAGUACUUUGAGAACAUAAUCCAAAAUCUGAAAUUCAGCCAAAGCAAGCAGCUGAAGAAGCUCCGAGAAAAGGUGGACAAAGAUGAGUGGAUAAGUGGAGCGGCUGUAGUCAAUGCGUUCUACUCGUCGGGCAGAAAUCAGAUAGUCUUCCCUGCUGGCAUUUUGCAACCCCCGUUCUUUAGUGCCCGGCAACCCAACUCACUGAACUAUGGGGCCAUCGGCAUGGUCAUCGGACACGAGAUCACGCAUGGCUUUGAUGACAAUGGAAGAAAUUUUAACAAAGAUGGAGACCUCGUGGACUGGUGGACUCAGCAGUCUGCAAAUAAUUUUAAAGACCAAUCCCAGUGCAUGGUGCACCAGUACGGCAACUUCACGUGGGACCUAGCAGGUGGACAGCAUCUCAAUGGAAUUAAUACACUGGGAGAGAACAUUGCUGACAAUGGAGGUAUUGGCCAAGCAUACAGAGCCUACCAGAAUUAUGUUAAAAAGAAUGGUGAAGAAAAAUUACUCCCAGGAAUUGACCUAAAUCACAAACAACUAUUCUUCUUGAACUUUGCCCAGGUGUGGUGUGGGACCUACAGGCCAGAAUAUGCAGUCAAUUCCAUUAAAACAGACGUACACAGUCCCGGCAACUUCAGGAUUAUUGGGACUUUGCAGAACUCUGUGGAGUUUGCAGAUGCCUUCCACUGCCGCAAGAAUUCAUACAUGAAUCCAGAAAGGAAAUGUCGGGUGUGGUGAUCUUCACAAGAAGCAGAGCAUCCAUGGCGAGACUUGUUAAAACCACAGACACAGGAACUCUCCCUUCAGAGAAAUCGGGCCCGGGAAGUUUCUGCAGCUACUUGGGGGCAGUUCACAAAGAUGAGCACAAGCUAACAUACGUGAAAUUAGAGUAUUGAAUCCACUGUGAAUGGAAGGGGGUGGUAGCCUAAGGUCUGUCAAAUCAAUCACUUCACUGUGUAAAUAGUGCUUACUUUCAAUGGUAGUGUUACUGUUCAUUCUGGUUCUCUUACAGACAGCAAGUCUAAAGCUGUCCGUAGAGAACAGGGUUAACACUUGAGGCGGAGUACAACUUCCGACCCAAGGGAGAAAGAUGUUGAAUGCAGCUGGGCACCAGAGCCCAGCAAUGAUUUGCCUCGCCAGGCACUUUUGUUUGCGUUCAUGCUCCUUCAAAGCGCUCCCAAAGAACUCCCGUGCAUACUGUGGCCUUAAGGCUUAAGGAGUUUUGAGCUCAUUUUACCAUACAUGAGUUAUUCAUUCGCUCAACAUCAUUCUGGUUUAAGCGCUCUUAUGGUAAAAGCGAGUAUCUGAAACUCUUCCCCUUCUUAUCCACUUUAACGACGUUAAGAUUCUUCCGCCCCUGAAAAAUUUUUGAGCAAUCUCUUGCUCACUCUGCCUCUCAAACUUGGUCUUUUUUUUAAAAAGGAUUUGCAGUGAUGUAUAAAGAAUAAUCCUAUAUUUAAUUAUUAACUACAUAUAUGGCUGAAUAACCAUUACUAUAGUUAAUCAGUGAAUAUUGAAGUGAAGUGGCCAAGGUUGAUAGUUACAAAGAUCCGUCAUGUGAUGUACAGGUGAAAAUUUGGGACUUUUUAAACCUGUAAAUCAUUGGUGAGAAGCUUUAAGUACCGACUGUGAGGGCAAAGGUUACCACUGAGCCACUGUCUAGAGAUACAUCAUAGCUGUGGUUUACAAACAGCAGUUUCAAGAUUAAGUCUGUCCCCAAGAGGGGCUAUCAAAGGACCUAACUGUAUCUGUGUUGCUCCAUGAGCCCUUAUCUCUUCAGGUUUGUCACCUAAUGGAAAUAUUUUGGUAAUAAAUCCAAGUUGUGAGCCCCUUACUAGGCCUGUGUGCAAGCCAUCUCGUUCUAGGGAGCCCAUGUCUGAGUAGAGAUGGGAGGCCUCCAGCAGACCAGCUACUGGAUUUCUACAUUCUAAGGACCCUGAGAGGAUUCCUCCCGAAACACAUUCGCUUCCUUUCUUGUCCUGCCGCUGACUGUCGUGCAUUUCGCUGUCCAGUUAAGAUUUUACAAAAGAGGUGCACUUCUACAAUCCUUAUUUUUCUAUCAAAGGGUGAAAAUGAGAAUAUUUCUAUUCAGUAUAUUGGUUUUCAUGCCUCUUGUAAAAAGCCCAUUUGUCUGUAAAAAAAAAAAUGUUACUACAACAUAAUAUAUAAAACUGUAUAGAACAGAACUAUACAGUUAGUGAAUGGUCUCCCUCUGAACACAGCCCUGCAGCUACAACCUAUAAGAAAUGGGACACUGUCCUAGCUCCCCACCAUCAUCACUUUGGUCCUCCACACGCAUUAUCCAAAUCUCCAGCAUCGUGUACUAGCUUUGUCCCAUUUUGUCUUAUAGCCAUCCACGCAUUCUUUCUUAUCUGACUUCUCUCUGCCUUACAUUUGUAAGACUUAGCUGUACAGUUGGUUUAUGUGUGGAUCUGUCAGUGUCAAACUGGAUUCUAUUACGUGGUGAGACUACAAAUCUUCCAUCCUGUUGUUGAUGGACUCUUAAGAAGUUUCCUACUUUGGAUUGUUACAAAUGAUACAACUAUGCAUUAUGAACUGUGCUUACAUAUUCAUCUUUACUUGAAUCAUCCGUGGAAUCACUUUCCCAAGUCUUUUAAAACGUAUCAUAAACACUGGAAACAGUUUCUGACUAACCACAAACACUAUUAUCACGGAUAAUUACAGUAUACUUAGAUCACUAUUUCUUCUACAUCAACUUAAACACUCGUGAGUAUUAUUUGUAGUGGUAGUAGUAGAUUUCAAUUAAACAGCUAUCUUUGGGAUAUUUUUAUCCCUGUCUGCGAUAACAACUAAAAAGACAGACCAGGAGAGUAACUAAAAACCAACUAUAAAUGGCUGCUAGCAUCUCCGCUGCUAGUUCAUUAAAGCAUCAAGUCCCAUUCCUAUAGAAGAGCAACUCCAGUGGCUACAUCCCUACUGUACAUAGAACAAACCUUUGGGCUAAGGGGCAUACAAAAUUUAGAAUAGCAGCUGCUUCCCUAUUCCUCACACAUCCAGACACCACUUGCUGUAGCUGGUACUCAGAAUCUUGUAGUCUCUUAAUUCCUACCAUUUGUCCCAUUACCUAAAACUUUAUACAUAAAUUCAGUCAUAAGUCCACACCCACCAUAUUUAAGUUCCGAUCAGGGAGAGUUUAGAAGCAGAAGCACCAAGACUUGUGAGCUGCUGUAACCUAGCAGCGAUGAGAGGACGAAGUUCCUGGCAAUAUAUGUUGGGGACGAGUCUGCUUCCAUACCACAGUGUCUGUGUGCAAUACAAAAGGAUGUUCCCCAGGAAGAUGAGGGCUGCUCCUACUUCUCCUCUGCCACUGCUGCCAAAGUGACCUUGGGCACAUGUAUAUUCUUUGGGGCCUCUGCCUCUCUUACCCAAAUAGAAAGCAAUUAGAUCCCAGCAGUUCGUACCAAUGCUGCCUUCCCUUUAAUCUGUUACCCAGAAACCAAGGACCAAAAUUCUAGCAAGCUUGAGGCUGUGAUACUGUUACUCCUAGGCAUGUUUGACAGGGCAAAAACUUGCUAAUUUCCUCAAAGUAUUUAUAAUUCCUGUAGCAAUAGGUGGAGCUCUUAGAGUAGAAGGCAUCUGUUCUUUUGAGAGAAAAUAAAAUUCUAUUGUGUCAGAAGAAGUAUAAUCAGAAAUUUUUUUAUUUCUAGUCUCUGAAAUAGAAAAUAACAACAAAUGUUUUUUAAUGUUGUUUUUACACCUAGUUGACUCUGUCGCAAUCCUACCAAUUCGCAUGUAAACCCCCACACACCAUUUAUGCCUUGAAAAAAAAAUUAAGAUUAAAUGGAACAUUGGUUUCUAUACAGUCUUAUACUUUCUUCAUAGUUUCAAAUUAAAUCUUUUUUUUAAAGAAUAAUAUGAACUUUUAAACUAACGUUUUAUUUCAAAGAUAACCAGUUUGCUGAUUGGAUAUUUCAUCUGGCUACCAAAUGUUCACAGGAGUUACAACCAUAGUAGGGUGACUUACGCUGAAGCCCAGUGUGUCUCUAAACUGGAGAGCUGAACUGUUCAGGUUAUUUAGUGAACAGACAGCCACAUGCGACUGUUGUCCAAAUGGCAUGUUUAUUGCAUCUUAACUUUCUGUAAAAUUAUAUUUUCUUAGUGUCAA